AUGAUCAGCACUGUUGGUAGCGGAGAGGUGAUUGAUGCUGGCAACAGCUCAUCCAUGCUCCAGCUGUCCACGGAGGUGAGCAGCAAGACUCAGCUUUGGGAGUUUUUACCGGCUCCGGGAGGAUGGUUGAAGAUCAGGAAUGUCGGUAGCGGCCAGCUCAUGAUGGUCUCGAGCGCUUCGCAAGAUGCCGGUGCUACAGUGGAGCAGGAUGAAGAUUAUGGUGACGAUGGCCAGUUGUGGAGGGUGCAGGAUAUGGAGGGGAGUGGGCAGUUCUUGAUCAGGAACAAGGCAACCGAUGUGGUGGCAAGUGUAGAUGGGCAGAUGGUUGUGCAACAGGCUGCACUGAACGGAAGCACAAGCCAACUGUGGAAGUUGCUUGCUUCUGUGCCGCCUCCUUGA
Molecule: messenger RNA, 399 nt
Organism: Fulvia fulva
Lineage: Eukaryota; Fungi; Ascomycota; Dothideomycetes; Mycosphaerellales; Mycosphaerellaceae
Exons: 1
Coding region: 1-399 (132 amino acids)
Source: RefSeq, a predicted model, not a curated record